CUGGAUGUAAAGACCGAGAUCAGCUGAUCACAGAGUCUGGACACAGAACCACAGACCCACGUGGAGAGGUUCUGUCCUUCGUGAGUCAAACUUGAGUCAGCGGUUCGAGGCUCCUCCUCCUCCUCCUGUCAUUUCCACCUCAGUCGUCACGUGACCUCUCAGGUGAACACACACACCUUGUUCCAGAUUGUGUUACAGAUUCCUGCAUUAUUGAACGCCUCACGGGUCUAAAAGGACAGAACUAGCUCCUCCAUUCAGCAGAGUUUGGACCAGAGUUCGGACCUGCUCGGACAUGUUCGCAUCAGCCACCAAGAACUUUGUGAAGCAGGUGGGAGACACGGGGCGGCUGAUCCCGGUCCCCAGCCUGAGCGAGGCCGACCGGUACCAGCCGCUCAGUCUGGUCACCAGGAAGAGGAAGAGACAUUUCUGGAAGAAGAACAAGUUCGCCUCCACGCCGUUCUCUCUGAAGGACAUCCUGGUGGGAGAGAAGGAGAUCACGGCAGGUAGAUGUCAGGAGGAAGUGUGUCCAGAUAAGGUUUGAGGAUGUGAGGAUGGAGUUUUAGUUAAAGUCAGGUCAAAGUUCAACACUCAUCUGUUUUUGUUUUUUAAUCAACUUCAUGUUUCAUGUCAGCAGGUCGAUUUUCAUGUUGUUAUUUUUUACCUCCACCAUGUUCGGCGUCUUUAAAGCUUCAGUCAGGAACUUUUAUCUUGUUUUCCCUCCAUCAGGAGUUUCAUCCUAUCAGCUCCUGAACUACGAGGACAAAUCAGACGUCUCCUUAAACGGCCGCUUAGGAAACCAUCUGAUCAACGACGUGGGCUUCAACAUCAGCGGCUCCGACUCGGUGGCGGUAAAAGCCUCGUUCGGCAUCGUGACCAAACACGAGCUGGAGGUUCCCACGUUACUGCGAGAGCUGAACUCCAGGUGAGGAAGUCUUCAUUCCUCUGCGAGGAUUUUGACCCCUGAAAGCAGCAGUCUGUGUCUGCAGAGCCGAUGAAAUCACUCCAGGAAGUGAUUCGGUUCAGUACGUUCACUUCAAAGAUUCGGUUCUUUUGAACGAAUCGUUCGCGAACGACACAACAGUAGUCUGCAUCUCAGAGGAACAGCAGCUAUCAGCUGACCUCUCUGCAGAAAUAUGAGGAGCGGGGUUUCCCUCUGAGCGUGAAUAAAUGAUCAUGUCAUUUAAAGAUCUGUGGAGGUUCUGGAGGUUCUGGACCUGUUCUCACCUCCUGUUUUUCAGGAAGGUGGACCUGGAUCACUGCCUGGUCCGACAGUCCAGAGAGAGCGGACGCAGCGUCCUCUGCGUGGUCGUGGAGAGCAUCAGAACGACACGCCAGUGCUCUCUGACCGUCCACGCCGGGAUGAGAGGGACGACCAUGAGGGUAAACGCCGUCCACACUUACAGAUGUUCCUCUGAGUCUGGACCACUUUGAGGAUCUUCUGUUUCUGCAGUUUCAGAUCGACGACGGCAGGAACCCCAAAGGUCGAGACAAGGCCAUCGUCAUCCCGGCUCACACCACCAUCGCCUUCAGCGUCUGCGAGCUCUUCGUCCGAUUGGACGGACGUCUGGGUGAGAAACAAACACGCUCUGAGAGGUUAGGGUCAAAGGGUCGUGUUCUUCUGUGAGGAGCAGCAGGACCAGAACCUGACAGAACCUCUUCUAUGGAAGUCCAUCUGUGCCAUCUGAUUUUGAAUUUCUAAAGCUGAAUUUUUUUUGCAUCAAAAUCAGACUUAGAACUUCAAAACUAUUGAAUUUCAAGCAUGCAUUUUUAUUAUUAUGUAAUUUUUUAAAUGUAUUUUAUUAUUUUAUCAUUUUUUAUUUUAUUAAAUAUUAUUUAUUUUAUUAAAUAUUAUUUAUUUUAUUAAAUAUUAUUUAUUUUAUUAUUAUAUUAUAUUAUUUAUAUUCCUUACACGUAUUUUAUUAUUUAUUUAAUCAUUUUUAUUAUAUUAAAUAUUUAUUUUUUAUUAUAUUAUUUCUUUUUAUUUAUUCAUCAUUUUUUAUUUAUUUCUUUAUUUUAUUUAUCUUUUUUAUUUCAUAUUUUAUUUCUUACACUUAUUUUUUCACAAUGAUGAAAUAAAUUCAGUGUCAAAAAAUUGGUCACUCAAAAUAUUUGUGUAGUAAAAAUUCAACUUAAAAGACUGUGUAAAAAAAAUUUCUACAUAAAAAAAUUUCAGUGUCAAAAAAAUGUGUGUAAAACAGACUGACUCAACGUCCAGGUAAUCAGGGAGAAGCAAUCGAUUUCUGGCUCACUCCCUGGAUCAGAUGGCACAGAUUUACUUCCAUAGGUUGAGUCGGUCUGUUUUACACUACAAUUUUUGACAUUAUAUUGUUUUUGAAGUUGAAUUUUAUUACACAGUUUUCUUAAGUCAAAUUUUUAUUACACAAAUACUUGGAAAGACCGUUUUUGUUUUUUUUUUACACUGAAUUUAUUUCAUCAAUGUUAAAAAAAUAAGUGUCAGAAAUAAAAAUGAAAUAAGAAUGAUAAAAUAAAAUAAAAUAAUAAAUAAAUAGUAAAUAAAAUAAUAAAAUACAUAAAUAAAAUUUUAAUAUAAUAAAAAAAUAUAUAAUAAAAAAUAAAAUAAAAAUAAAAAUGCGUGCUUGAAAUUUGAUGGUUUUGAAAUUCAAAGUCUUAUUUUAAUGCAAAAAAAAAAAUCCAGCUUGAGAAAUUCAAAUUCAAAACCAGAUGGCACAGAUUGACCCCCAUAUUAUUUUGUUUAUUGAAAUCCACUGUUAGGUUUUACAGUGCACAAAGAGAAAAAUAACCUGAAUUAUUCAGAGAGGUGGAAGCUGAGAUGUCCCACCACACCUGAACGUCUCAUAUCAUCAUCCCAGAAAAAUCACACAUCGGUGCUUUAAAAACUCUGACACUGACAAAAACAUGAAACCCGAGCAGGCUCUGCUUCGAAAUACAUCAGAUAAAAACCUUUAAAACCACUUAAAAUCUCCUAAAAGAUCCAGAAGCAGGACUUAAGGCAGCUGUAUCAGUCAGAGUUAAAGGGGUAGUUCAGAUUUUUUUAAGGUAAAGUGGUAAAAAUAUCCAAAAUAUUGACAAAAAUUAACUUUUUUAGUGUGAGCAGCUCCAUGUCUGAGACUGGAUGUUUUAAAGAUAAAAGUAUUUUGUUUAAAUGUCUCAAACUUGAAUGUCUGACCUUUAGAUGAGGGUCUCUGAUUUUCUUCUUCUUCUGUUUCAGAUCUUUGCGUCGCUCCAGACUCUCAGGGAGGGUUCGAGCGCGAGCAGAUCAGGGAGCAGCUCGGCGGCUUCGUCAGUCACUUCUCCAUGGGCCGACUCCGGCGCUUUCUGUCCGGGAUCGUUUACGGAAACCCUUUCAGAGCAGGUACCGCCGUGACCUCUGACCUCUACGGCAUCACAAACACUCCACACUGCAAAAAAGGGGCGUCUAAAAACAAGAUUAAAAACACUAAAAACAAGAUAAAAACACUAAAAACAAGAUAACAACACUAAAUCUGAGGGAAAAGGGACUAAAAAUAAGAUAAAUUAUAAAUAAAAAUUAUAUAAUUAAUAAGUGAAAUAUACUAAAUAUAAGCAUAAAAUGAGUAUAAAAUGCUGGUUUUAAGUUCAGAUGACUUGAAUUUUAACUUUUACAGCUCUAAAAUCAGUGAAAUCUACUAAAAUAAGUAUAAGGUAAGGAGAAAGUGCAGGUUUGAAGAUGAGAUCACUCAAAAGUCACUUUUUUACAGUCUCAAAAUAAGUGAGAUAAUCGUUUGCCUGAUGUCUUCAGUGACCUUCUUUAUUCGACUUUAUCUCCAGAUAACCGGACGUUCGAGGAGCUCACGCACUCCGACACCUUCAUGGACGACAUGGUCACCGACUACUACGAGAAAGCGGCGAGCAUGACGGACGUUUCCACCGCCUACCUGAGAGAGAGCUCGCACACACGGGUCAACCUCCUCAAACACAACAUCCCCAAAGGGCCGUGCGCGCUCUGCGGCAUGGGCAACCAGAAACGGGAAACGGUGUACGGCUGUUUGGAGUGUUCGGCCGGAGGUCAGAAAUACGUCCGUCUGCACGUGGUGCCCUGCUUUGACCUCUGGCACAAAACGCUGAGGUGAAGAAGAAAAGAUGAAAACUUUACAAACGUCUCUGCUGGAGGUUUUUAUUUCAACGUUCACAGAAUGAAAGUCCGGACAGCUGGACGUGGACUGGACAGUUUUUUAUUUUUACUGCACUGCAAAUGAUUUGGUUCAUACCUGGGUGUUUUCUCUCUGAAUUUCUGUUUGUAAUUCUAUAUUUUAUUGAUUAGAUUUAGUAGAUUUCACUUAUUUUAGGGCCGUUAAAGUUACAUUUUAAUAAUCUGAUUUUAAACCAGCA
This is a messenger RNA of Xyrichtys novacula (pearly razorfish), 4329 nucleotides long. Lineage: Eukaryota; Metazoa; Chordata; Actinopteri; Labriformes; Labridae. The record is from the annotation of a GenBank genome assembly.